This is a messenger RNA of Paramuricea clavata, 777 nucleotides long. The record is from the annotation of a GenBank genome assembly. Lineage: Eukaryota; Metazoa; Cnidaria; Anthozoa; Malacalcyonacea; Plexauridae.
AUAUGUUGUGAGGAUAUAAUUCAUCGUUCAGAAGAAGAGGAAGUCACAGAUGCACCAGCCAUUGGAGAAGGUAAGGUAUACUGGUGAAAAGCUAAUGACUGAUUUACAUGUACAGAUGAUAUACUUUUGUAUUGUAUGCCCAAACCAUUGGCUUUAACAUGGUUUGUGUCAUUGCUUUUUGAUAUAUUUGAUUUUGUUGUUUACUACCUACAUUUAUCUCGUGUAAUGACUACUGUAUAGCAGAUCAGUCCCCUCUUUUUUGCUUGUAUUAAAAACUUUCAAUUGAUCAAACAAUAAACCCAUCAUAAUGUCGUGCCGGGAAUUUCCAUCCACGUGGACCAAAUUUUUGUCCGCGUUUAAUUUCCUCCCUUCACUUACUUAUGGGAAAGAUACUCAAAAUAACGAAACUAUUAACAAGGUGAAUAUAAAGUUGUGAAUACGAAUUUUAUCCAGAAUGAUUUAAAAUACUUUUUUACAGAAUGUGUUGAAGAGUGUUGUCUUCAUUUGAUUGCUGAGAGCUUGGGAAAACAUUGGAAAGAUCUUGGCAGAAAGUUGCACCUCAAAGAUGCAGAAAUUCAAAACAUUUCUGCAGACUCGUCUCAACAAAAAGAACAUGGAUACCAAGUACUCUUGAAGUGGAAAAAACGUCGUGGCACAACAGCCCUUGUAGGAGAGUUGACCGAUGCCCUGAAACACCUGCAAUUGAGUGACAUCUCUGAUGAACUAAAUAAACAUUUUAAAGAAUCACAUAUCACAAUGCACCCGGACAAAGUCUGA